This is a messenger RNA of Pteronotus mesoamericanus, 2649 nucleotides long. RefSeq names its product proliferation and apoptosis adaptor protein 15 (gene PEA15). Gene Ontology annotation, biological process: MAPK cascade; negative regulation of extrinsic apoptotic signaling pathway via death domain receptors. The coding region runs from base 293 to 685 and encodes 130 amino acids. The transcript is spliced from 5 exons. The record is from RefSeq and is a predicted model, not a curated record. Lineage: Eukaryota; Metazoa; Chordata; Mammalia; Chiroptera; Mormoopidae. Gene Ontology annotation, molecular function: protein binding.
GCGCUGGGCUCCGGCUCCGGCUCCGCGGGCGGAAGCGGUGCGGCGGCGGGAGCCAAGGAGGAGGCUCCGGGCGCUGCUCAGGAACCGGGGACGCCGGAGUGCCCGCACCCUGCGCACUCAGCCCCGAGGCGACUAAGGGCCAAGUGCUUCACACUGACCCUGUGCCCAACGGAGACCCAUUUUGCUCCUUGGACUGAACUGAACAUCCACAGACUCUGGUAUCCCAUUCUUCAUAAUAGGAAUAAAGAUACCAUCCCUUCCCCUCUACAAAAGCUGAAUAGAAGGAAAAAUCAUGGCUGAGUACGGGACCCUCCUCCAGGACCUGACCAACAACAUCACCCUUGAAGAUCUGGAGCAGCUCAAAUCAGCCUGCAAGGAGGACAUCCCCAGUGAGAAGAGUGAGGAGAUCACAACGGGCAGUGCCUGGUUCAGCUUCUUGGAGAGCCACAACAAGCUGGACAAAGACAACCUCUCCUACAUUGAGCAUAUCUUUGAGAUCUCUCGCCGUCCUGACCUACUCACUAUGGUGGUUGACUAUAGAACCCGUGUUCUAAAGAUCUCUGAGGAGGAUGAGCUGGACACCAAGCUAACCCGUAUCCCCAGUGCCAAGAAGUACAAAGACAUUAUCCGGCAGCCCUCUGAGGAAGAGAUCAUCAAAUUGGCUCCUCCACCGAAGAAAGCCUGAGGAAGGGGAGGAAGAGGAGGAAGGUUGGACCUUCAAAGGACCACUCCCUUCCCCCAGCCUCCAGGGGAGGGGGAAAAGGGCCCCUCCCCCCAAUCUACCCACUUACUAACCUGGUCCUAACCCCCUUACUGUGCGCGUGUGUGUGCGUGUGCCGCACGCUCUGGCUGUCUGUCUACAUGUCUAGCUCAUCUAGCUCCUCUUCCUUGUGAGGGGCUGGGGGUCAGAGGCUGGGGUGGGGGGGGGCUGUUUUCCUACUUUAGGGAAACUAUGCAUAUAGAAAUGGGCACAUUCCUCCUACAUCCCCUUCCUCCACUCUUCCCCCACAUCUCUCAAGUGUGAGAGCAUAAAGUACUUGCAUUUUCCUGCACAGAGACACAGAGGAAGGGGUGAGAUAAGUGGAUCUAAUAAAAAGCAGUGGGAAGGAAGGUGAAGGGGCUAUCCAACCCCAACCUGGGACGGGCAAACAAAAGCCAGAGUUCAGUUUUGGUUCCUGAUGCUGGACUGGCUGCAGAGCCCAGGUUCUAGCCAUUCCUCAGGUUGAAGGGCCUAGGCACCAGCAGGUCCCUUUUUGCUCCCCUCUUAUGGGCCCAGGAUGGGUAUGAGCCAGGGAUCUAAUGACAGAGGACCACUGGAUCCUUUUCUGGCCCCAAAGCUCUAACCAAACAGAGCACUCAGCAUUAGAUAACCCCCCAACCCCAACGCACCUCUGCUCUGGAGUGACUGUGCUGGGAAAAUGCCCCACUGAACCUGAGAUGGGGCUAAGGGGCAGAGAGAAGGGCCUCUGUUCCACUCCUUUAUUGCUACUCAGACUGUUGCACAUACUGACACCGAACCUUGGGGAGGUUGGGGAGAGAUCCUUAUGUUUCAACUCCAAGUCUGCCCCCACCAGCAGGGUUCCAGAAUGGUUAUUGUUGAAAACUUUCCCUCUUUCCCUGGUCUAGAAUACCCCAAGCCUGAAAGGAGGGAAGAAGUUAAUUACAGUGUUUUCCUUUGCACUGACCCCAAAUUCAAUCCAGGAAGGGACUUGGUAACCGAUCUCCCUCAGUUUCCUGGCACCAUGGGCUUAUAAAGGCCUCUUAGCCAAAUCACUACAGUACAGUGCCCCCAGCCUCCUGCCUGUCCCAAGAUGCCCUGCCCUGACCGUGCUAACUGUGUGUACAUAUAUAUUCUACAUAUAUGUAUAUUAAACCCACACUGCCAUGUCUGCCCUUUUUUGUGGUGUCUAGCAUUAACUUAUUGUCUAGGCCAGAGUGGGGGUGGGAGGGGAAUGCCAAAUGAAGGGAGUUGCAGAGUCAAAUACCUACAGUCAAAAUAAAACUUUUUUUAAACUUUAAAUUCACAUGCAAUUCUCGAGAGACUAUUUAGAGUUUAAGUUAGGAGCUUUUAGGAUGUGGUAGCAAAACUCUAAUGGGAGGGGAGGGCUGGCUGUUGGCUGUUGGAAGAGGGAGGAAGCCAGACUGGUUGGAGAGUACCUUCUACUCCUAGUCUAGCCCAGCCUACCUGUCCCCUCUGGCCACUGCUGCAGACACCUGCCUUAACACGUACACCUCGAGUACUCCACAGUUUUGCCUUAAAGGACCUAAGUUCCCCCAGCCCUGUCUGGCUUCUCCCUCAAGGAGAGAGGGAUGAUUGUAUAAUAGGGAGGGGGAAAUGAGCAUGAAUUGUCUUUCCAGUCAAGGUAACAUGAGAGAGAGUGAGAGCGAGAGAAUGAAUAUGAAUGAGGAUGAAUAAGACUUCCUUUGAAGAGGGGAAGAGUGUGAGAUGGGGAGAAGGAAGACAGGGCCAUUUUCAGCAGUCUAGUAUAAUUUCUCUGUAAGGCAAAAAUAAUCUAAAAAGACUAAUCUGCCCUCCCACCCCCUGUAAUGCUGUGAGACUGCUCCGUCCUGUGCUCCUGUGUGUAGUGUGCACGGCCUUGUUCUAACCCUGAAAUAAAGGUGAUUGACUGUAACUGUAUCUGAUUGUAG